Molecule: messenger RNA, 1404 nt
Organism: Mauremys reevesii (Reeves's turtle)
Lineage: Eukaryota; Metazoa; Chordata; Testudines; Geoemydidae
Product: paired immunoglobulin-like type 2 receptor alpha
Exons: 6
Coding region: 129-980 (283 amino acids)
Source: RefSeq, a predicted model, not a curated record
GCGGUAUUGCAACCGGCUCCCGCGUCCUGUUUUUCCAGCUUGCGUCCGGCCCCCGCCCUGGUCAGGGGGUGCUGGGCGGGGUGGCCGGAGCUCCGGGGAGCCACAGACCCAGCCCCGCGUGCCCAGAGAUGCUGCUGCCACCGGGACACCCGGCCCUGCUGCUCCUGGCGGGAAUCCUGCUUGGAGCAGCUGCCCAGGAUCCCCGGUACACGAUAACCCAGCCCAAGUCCCUGUCGGCGCCGGCCGGGGGCUCCGUCACCCUGCCCUGCGCCUUCACCUACCCCCGCGAGAUCGAGCCGCUGCGGGACCUCCGGGUUUACUGGAGACGGGGGGGAUUCUAUGGCGAGUUUAUCUACAAUCACACGGAGCGAUUCACCCACCCGGAUUACGGGGGCCGCAUCGUCCUGGUCGGGGACCCGCGGGGGAGCCGAACGGGCUCGAUCUGCAUCGACCGGCUGCGGGAGUCGGACGCCAGCGAGUACGUCUGCCACGUCAGGGUGCAGAAGAACGAUGGCGAAUGGGAGCAAUGGCGCGGUAACCCUGGGACCAGACUCACGGUGACAGCCUCGACGACGCACGUCCCCUCCACGGAGCAGGCAAUGAUCUCAGCCACGACGCAGCUGCCACCCGGGCCGGGGGCAGCCCCGGUGAUUGGGGGGGCGCUGGCGGGGGCCGUCCUGCUGGCCGGGAUCAUCGGGCUGGCCGUGUACGGAGCCCGGAAGAGAACAGGCGGUCGGCGGAAGGACCCCUUGGCCCGGAGGGCACGUGGCCAGUCGCAGGCCGAGGGCGGAGGCGAGUACAUGGAGAUCGGGGCGGGAGGGCAGGACGUCCCCCGGCCCCAGCGCCCCCCGGACCCUCAGGACCCCGGCUUGCUCUAUGCCGCCCUGGCUUUCGCCGAGCCUGGCACUGCCCCGAGGCAGCCAGAGCCCCGCGGGGCCCCCCCGGACGAGACCCUCUACUCAGCCGUCCGGGUCCGCUAGGGCGGGGGCAGCCUGGACCCCCAGGGGAGGGGCAGGGGGACUGGAGGGGAAGGGCAGGCCAUGGGGGGGGGAGCGGGCAGAGCUGGAUGAGGGUGAAUGGGGGGUGGUCCCCGAGUUGGAGCUGGGUUGGACAUGGGGGACUCAGAGCUCAUGGGGGACUGGGGGGGUCCUGCAUUGGGAGGUUUGGGGGGGCAGAGCCUGGGGGAGGUUUGGGGGUGUCUCCCUCCAGGUGUUUCCUCCACGCACCCCAGCCCGAUGUGGGGGGUGGGGCCCGAGGCCUGUGGGGCCCAGACCAGGCUGGAAGCCUGAGGGAUUGUCCCCCUCCCUCAGGGCCGUGUGUGUGUGUGUGUGUGUGUGUGUGUGUGUGUGUGUGUCUGUCUGGCCUGGCCUGCCCCUCACCCCAAUAAAGCCUGUCUGACCUCUG